GUCAACUCAGUCUUUCAUAGAAGAAGCCGAUCGCGUAGUCGAGCUCUUUAGAAGAGUUUAUCCAAAUCUAUCACAGUACACAACUUAUCCGUAUAAUUGAAAGGUUUUGCCCUUGAAAACAGCUGGUCAAAAUGGCAUUAGACUGGGUUGGCAAUCUUGUUUCAAUCCAUUGUGGACCAACUCUAGGAGUCUACCAAGGGGAGAUUUCUUCAGUGGAUCAGACCAGUCAGACCAUCUCUCUCAGAAACCCCUUCCACAAUGGAGUCAAAUGCACUGUGCCUGAGGUUACCUUCAGUGCCAUGGACAUAAAAGAUCUCAAAAUUUUAGAGAUCUCCAAAAAUUCUAUUGAAGUUUCCAAGCAGAAUGGUCCAGAGUCCAGCUCCAUCACCUUGAUGCCGCACGUUGGACGCAAGGACAAGGGUGGGGGUGGUGGUGGUGGCGCCCCGGUGAACAGUGCUCCUGUGAUGGUACCUAAUAAAGCUGAACCCAGACUGCAGGAAGGAGGAGUUUCGCCAGUGCCACAUUAUUCCAAGAGUUACGGGUCGUCUAGUUGCAGAGGUCCAAAUCAGGCCACACCGAAAAAGAACGGACUCAAGAAUGGCGGUCACAUGAAGAACAAAGACGAUGAAUGUUUUGGGGAUGGAAUGGACGAUGUUCUCGAUGAGGACUUUGACUUUGAAGGGAACCUGGCGCUGUUCGACAAGGCUGCAGUGUUCUCGCAAAUCGAAUCGUCAGAACGGCGAGGAAACGGUGCGAGAUCUCGAGGGACACCUGGAGAACAAACACCAUCCAGAUACCGGCACGAUGAGAACAUCCUUGAGGCCAAACCUGUCGUUUACAGACAGAUCACAGUUCCACAGAAUGGAUCAAAAGAAUAUAGCACUGAUUCAGGUCUUGUGGUACCCAGCAUCUCCUUCGAGUUGCACAAGCGUUUGUUAGCUGCAGCAGAAAGUCACGGUCUCUCUCUGGAGCGCAGGCUUGAGAUGACGGGUGUAUGUGCGAGUCAGAUGGCUCUCACGCUACUUGGAGGACCAAACAGACUUACCCCAAAGAAUGUGCAUCAACGACCCACGGUAGCCCUGCUGUGUGGCCCUCAUGUCCAGGGAGCUCAGGGAAUCAGCUGUGGACGUCACUUGGCCAACCAUGAAGUAGAGGUCGUCCUUUUCCUGCCAAAUUUUGUCAAGAUGUUGGAGGCCAUCACCAGUGAACUAGCACUAUUCGGAAAGACGGGAGGCAGACUGGUUUCUAAUGUGAAAGACUUGCCCGAGACGCCAGUUGACCUGGUAAUAAACUGCCUGGACUCCCACGAAAACGGAUUCUUGAGAGACCAGCCAUGGUACAAGGCUGCUGCUGACUGGGCUAACCAAAAUCGAGCCCCCGUCCUGAGCAUUGACCCUCCAGUAAGCGGACAAGCACAUGCAGUGGAAGCCAAAUGGUCGCUUUCCCUGGGCCUCCCCCUUCCCCUAUCAGAAGGCGCUGGCCGAGUCUACCUAUGCGACAUCGGCAUCCCCCGACAGGUGUUCCAGGAAGUGGGAAUCAAAUAUCACUCCCCCUUCGGAUGUAAAUUCGUCAUCCCCCUGCACUCCGAAUAAGCCGCUGACUUCACGGCUCACUGAACCUGCCUUAAAGAUUUUAAGAAUGAACCCAUGCUGGUUUGAAUGUUGCCGCUGAACUGGAACUUCUCAGUCUUUUUUUCUAUACUUCAGUGAUGAUUCCCAUUAAAGGGAAGUGAUGGAAAAUACCAGCUCUUGUGACAAAUCUGAUAAGUUAAAAGCAGAACCGACAUUAGUAUACUUAACAUCUGCUUGCAUUAAUGGCCGUUUUAAUACACAAUACUGAUCUUUUUAGAUAACAAAACUUUCAUACCCCAUUCAUUGCAGUGUAAACAUCUGGCUUAAUGUUCAAAUCAUACUUUUAGCAUCUCAAAUAGAAGAACCUGCUUUUAGUUUAAAUUCUGAUUUGAAUCCAAAUUUGUUUUCAUAGAAAAAUGUGCAUUAGAUGAGGGGGUUGCCUUUUCCCCUUCUAUUUUUAUUUUUUCAUUUCGUGCCAGAUUGAUCAACGUCAUUUUCACCUCAAACUGAGAUUGAGGCAGUAAGUUUAUUCAUACAAAGUGUUGUUUGGUUUGUUGACCAAGCCUGGUGUGCUGUAAAUAUGACAGAUUGACUGGCUUCUUAUCAGUGAUAAAAACAUUGCACACUUGAAUAGGAAGCAGGAAGUGUACUGAAAACUUAGUUUGCUUGACAUUGGAUCAGCACUGAGAAUUGUAAGAGGUUACUGGCCAAUACCACCAAUUUUUCUAUUCUAAUUAGUUUGCUAUGCUUCACCUCAUUUAUGUUUGUUUUCAUUUUUGGUGGCCAGAAAAAAAUUACCUAUGAAAUCCAGUUUUAGGGUUUCAAAUUAAGUCAGUAUACUGAAAACUAAGUUUGGUUGACUUUGGACCAGUACUGAGCAUUUUAAGCAGUUAUAUUGGCCAAUUCCACUAAUUUUCCUAUUCUAAUUAUUAUUGCUAUGUUUCACCUCAUUUCAAGUUACCUACAAAAUCCAGUUUUGGGGCUUCAGAUUGAGUCAGCAUUGUCAAAACUUAGUUUGCUUGACAUUGGAUCAGUACUGACAAUUGUAAGCAGUUAUUGGCCAAUACCAUCAAUUUUCCAAUUCUAAAUAAUAUUGCCAUGCACCUCAUUUAUGUUUGUUUUCAUUUUUGCUGGUCAGAAAAAAAAAUUACCUAUAAAAUCCAGUUUUAGGGUUUCAGAUCGAGUCAGCGUACUAAACUUGGGUUGGUUGACAUUGGACCAGUACUAAGCAUUGUAAGCAGUUAUUGGCCAAUACCACCAACUUCCCUUUUCUAAUUAUCAUUGCUAUGCUUCACCUCAUUUACGUUUGUUUUCAUUUUUGGUGGUCAGAAGAAAAAUUACCUUCGAAAUCCAGUUUUAGGGUUUCAGAUUGAGUCGGCAAAUUGAAAACUUAGUUUGGUUGAGAUUUGGGCCAGUACUGAACAUUUUAAGCAGUCAUUGGCCAAUACCACCAGUUUUCCUAUUCUAAUUAUUAUUGCUAUGCUUUUUCUCGCUUACGUUUGUUUUCGUUUUGGGUGGUCAGAAAGAAAUCAUCUAAAAACCUAAAAAUAGAUUUCGUAGGUGAGUCAGCGUACUGAAAACUUAGUUUGGUUGACAUUGGACUAGUACUGAGCAUUUUAAGAAGUUAUUGGCCAAUACCACCAAUUUUCCAAUUCUAAAUAAUAUUGCUAUGCUUCACCUAAUUCAUGUUUGUUUUCAAUUUUGGUGGUCAGAAAAACAAUUACCUUUGAAAUCCAGUUUACUUAGUUUGGUUGACAUUGGACUAGUACUGAGCAUUGUAAGCAGAUAUAUUGGCCAAUUCCACCAAUUGUCCUAUUCUAAUUAUUAUUACUAUGCCUCACAUCAUUUAUGUUUGCUUCCAUUUUCGGUGGUCUGAAAAAAAGUUACCUACAAAAUCCAGUUUUAGGGUUUCAGAUUGAGUCAGCGUACUGAAAACUUUGUUUAUUGACCAUGGACCAGUUCUGUUUAUUUUAAGCAGUUACAGGCCAAUGCCACCAGUUUAUCCAUUUAAACUAUUAUCGCUAUGCUUCACCUCAUUUAUGUUUGUUUCCGUUUUUUUGUGGUCAGAAAAAAAUCACCUACGAUAUCUAGUUUUAGGGAUUCAGAUUGAGCUAACAUACUAAAAACUUAGUUUGGUUGACAUUUGGACCAGUACUGAGCAUUGUAAGCAGUUAUUGGCCAACACCACCAAUUUUCCAAUUCUAAUUAUUAAUGCUAUACUUCACCUCAUUUAUGUUUGUUUUCGGUGUUCAGAAAAGAAAUAACUCACGGAAUCCAGUUUUAGGGUUUCCGAUUGAGCCAACGUUGUUUGUUUGGUUAUACCAAACAAGGAUCUUUUAUUAGGAGAGAUGCUUCAUGUGUUGCAGUAAACCUGCUUACUGAAAUUAAUGCGUGAUUUUAUUACACGUCAUAAUAUUGUGCGCACAAACCCAUAAUUCAGUGAGCCCAAGUACUUUUGGGUAACGUAUGAAGAGUUUUUCAGGGAGCACUGAUAAAGGCAACUUUAUUCACUCCUUCAAACUUAAUAUGAGAGGCACUUACAAGACAAAAGUCAUCUAUAAAAGAUUGAUAUGAUAGAAAUAAAUCAAUGUGAUAGAAAUAAACUUUGAAAUGUUUUACAGCUGAAACCAGGAAAUAAGGUACUGCUUUCAUCAGAUUCAUUUGCUUUUUUUCUAAAUAUCUUUUUGGUAAACCUUUAUUGUGACAUCUCCCAAACUUCUCUUUUUUUCUGUUGUAUGAUCUUUGUCAUGUUCUCUUGGUCAUUGUAUGUUUAUUUCUUAUACUUUAAAAAAAAAACUUUGGGUUAAGCUAUGUACAAUCUAGGGGUGACGUCACUAAAGUUGACCUCUUCAGGUGUCUAAAAUUUCUUGUCUUAAGUGUUUGGAGAAACUAGAAACCAACAGACCUUAUACAUCAGCUAUUCUUAGUGAUGCGGGGGGAACAAAAAGCUCAAUGUGAAUUGUUCUUUUUUUUCUGUUGAUGUUUGUCUAAGUUCACUGGUACAGCCUUUGAUGGCUGUUGGAGAGCCGUUUGGUUCACUGAAAUACAUUUUGAGCUUAAAAACCAAGACUAAAUGGGAAAGGAAAUUAAUGAACGAUAAUUAAUGAUGCUAAUGAAAUUCCAUUGUUCCAUGUUUUGAGAACACCGAAUAGUGAAAUCCAUUUUAUAGUGGACGAGUACAUGCGUGUCUAAUUAUUCAGCAAAUCCAGCUCUAUAAGAGUUUAAAAAUGUUGCCAAAAUCCACUUGUUACUUGAGAUUAGAAAUAUUACUGCUGUAUUACUGGUUUGCAGAAAAAAAAAAAAAACCAUUCGGCUUUAAUUAAUAAUAACUGCAGAGCCCAGUCGUAAUAUUCAGUUGAAUAUUGUUUCAUACCUCAGCACUGCAUAUACUUAGAUGUUAAAAUGCAGUUUGAGAUAAAUCAUUCCUCUAUAGGAGUUUGCUUCUAAAAUCUAUGACCAAACUGUCUUGAGCAAUUGAAGAAGUGUUGUUGAUGUUCAUUUGCGUGGCUCCUCAAUAUUUGUCACAAUGACAUCACUGAAGGUUCCAGGAGGUUUUGUUCAGUAUCUUUGAAAAAAAAAAAAAAGAAGCAUAUUUUUGGUUCAUUUCCAUUCUCGUAGCUUUUUCUUCACAGAAGCAUGAGAUAAAGGUUGUUAGCGUUGCAUAACUUUAUCAUUUAUCUCUGCACCUGUUGUAAAAGGGAAGAUGCAAUUUUGUGAAUUUGUUCAGGCAACAAACUUGUUACCAUUAAUUAUAAAUUAACAACAUAUCUGUUCAGAAUAGUUCUGAUAUCACUGGAAACCUUACAUGCUCAACUUUGUCAACCUUGAAAUGCAAGGACUGAAUAAAUAAAGAGAAUGGAAAUAUGGCUGUG
Molecule: messenger RNA, 5443 nt
Organism: Danio rerio (zebrafish)
Lineage: Eukaryota; Metazoa; Chordata; Actinopteri; Cypriniformes; Danionidae
Source: RefSeq, a predicted model, not a curated record